AUGGAGUCUCUUUAUCUACAUUCGAGUUUUCCGUGGGCAACUACCAAACUGUCACUCUUUGGCACCAUUGUCUCUGCCGUUGCUCUGGGUACCAUUCUUUACCUGGUCAACCCCGGAAAGCCUCGAGACACUGCCACCCAGAACCUGCCUCCGAGUGCCCCUAACCGUCUACCAAUCCUAGGCCAUCUCCUAUUCUUCGUGAAGCCAGACUACCUUCCCGAAUUGUUUCGUCAAUGGAGUUUUAUCGUUGGUCCUGUCUACACUGUCUACCUUGGCAGAAAACGGUGGGUUAUUCUCAACUCUGCCGCCGCCGUAAAAGAUCUUAUUGUCGAUCGAGGAAGCAUAUACUCAUCUAGAGAUCUUCCCGAUAUAAUGGUCAACACUCUCAUGAAUGGAGUCGACAAGGGUGGUGGAUUUGCAUUCUUUCCUUAUGGAAAACAGUGGCGAAAUCUUAGACGUAUUGCUCACUCUGGUCUAAUCUUGAAGAAAAUUGAUCUUUAUCAGCCUAUAUUGAACGAUCGACGAAAGGUUUUGCUAGGAAACAUCUCUCGUGCGAUCGAUGAUACAAAGGCCAUCUCACUCACAAAAUACAUUGAACACUUUGCGAUGACCAAUAUCCUGACCAUUGCAUUUGCGGAUCUGUGCUCAUUUGAGCCAGGUGAUCCUAAGCUCCACGAGGUUUUCUCGAUUACCGAGCGGUCUGCGACUCUGCUUGGCCCUAGCGAGCAGCUGGUCGAGUUCUUUCCUAUCCUCAAGUAUAUUCUGCCCAACCAUAUAAAGAAGUUCCAGGACCUUCGCCAAGAAAUCCUUGACUUUUAUGGAGAUCUGCUGAGAGAAUUCAAGGCCAGGCUCAAAAAGGAUCCUAGCAAGGUCAAGGAUUGUUUUAUGAAGGAGAUUCUUGCCAUGGAUGUCUUGACAGAUAUCCAGUGUAUGUACUUUAUUGCUCUGUUUGUUGGCGCUGGAUCAGAGACAAUAACCUCUACAUUGGAGUGGAUGCUGGUACUCCUGGCUAAUAAUCCUGAGUUUCAAGACAGAGCUUUUGCAGAGAUUGAACAGAACGUUGGUUUGGACCGUCUUCCAACUGCUGAAGAUGAACACAAAUUGCCAUUUAUCCAAUGUAUCAUUCACGAGACACUCCGUAUUCGUUCUCCUGCGCCUAUUUCUGUACCUCACUCGACCAGUAAAGAUGACGUGUACAAUGGAUCAUUCAUUCCCGAAGGCACAACCGUGGUAAUCAACGUACAUGCCAUUCACCUCGAGGAAAGCAAAUACCCUGAUGCCAAAAAGUUCCUUCCUGACCGUCACAUGGACUAUGUGCUGGAUAAUGAAAAGAAACUCUUUUCGAGUCAAUCGGUCGAAGGCCGGCCACACAUUGGGUUCUCGGCCGGCAGAAGAGCCUGUGUUGGGAUUCACUUGGCUGAACGGACUUUGUUUACUGUGGCAGCUGGUAUCCUGGCAUGUUUUCGGAUAGAGCGCGAAACAGACGAAUUGCUCAAUGAUUACACUCCAAAAGAUAAUCGCGCAGCCACAUUUGCACCAACUCCGUAUAAAGUGCGCCUCGUUCACAGACACAAGGGUGUCUCGAAUUUGGUCUGA
Molecule: messenger RNA, 1596 nt
Organism: Phycomyces blakesleeanus NRRL 1555(-)
Lineage: Eukaryota; Fungi; Mucoromycota; Mucoromycetes; Mucorales; Phycomycetaceae
Product: CYP5208 protein
Exons: 5
Coding region: 1-1596 (531 amino acids)
Molecular function (GO): iron ion binding; monooxygenase activity; heme binding
Source: RefSeq, a predicted model, not a curated record